CGGGUCUUUGCUUUAGAAGAGAAGCAGAUCUCAUCCCGAGUUGACAGACAGUGCGAGACAGACUGCGCCCCUGCCUGUGCUGCUGCGCGUGUCUUGGACUUGCCGCCACCGAAACAGGAGCAGGAGAAGAUUCGAGGACCACCAACAUGACCAUCAUGGACUGGAUGAUGGCGGUGCUGCGCUUCGCCGCGGUUGCCAGCGUGUGCCCGCGCAUCGUUCCGCGCGACGAGUGGGGCGCCAGGCUGCCCAAGCUGGUGACGGAGAUGCAGAACCCCGUGACCACGGUGGUGAUCCACCACACCGCCUCGCCCGCCUACUGCGCCACCACCGCCGACUGCAUCGCCGCCAUGCAGAGCAUGCAGGUCUACCACCAGGACGGCAACGGCUGGGACGACAUCGGCUACAGCUUUGCCGUCGGCGGUGACGGGCGAGUGUACAAGGGCCGCGGCUGGAACAGGAUUGGCGCUCACGCACCACCCUACAACGCGGACAGCAUCGGCAUCACCCUCAUCGGCGACUGGUCGAACGAGGCCCCGCCCAAGGUGAUGCUGGACGCCGUGGAGUGGCUGAUCCGGUGCGGCGUGGACACCGGCCGCAUCGCCCCCAACUACCAGCUCGUGGGCCACCGCCAGGUCAGGCACACGGAGUGCCCCGGCAACGGGCUGUUCGCCGUCAUCCAGACCUGGGACCACUGGGUGCAGGAUCCGGCGCCGCCCGCGCGCCGCCCCGGCCUGGAGCACCACCACCACGCCGAGGCCGCCGCCGUGGCGCCCCUGCUGGUCGUGCCGGAGACGCCCGAGCCGCAGACGCCGGCCGCCGCGGCGGGCCUGUACGACCCGUCCACGCCGGACGCGGAGCAGGCCGUGGAGGUGGUGGAGGUGCGUCCGCUCAACAAGAGGUCGCUGUGGGACCGCCUCGUCACCAUCUGGGAGAAGGAGGCCAUGAGGCAGGCCGCCAUCGCCCGGCGAGAGGAGCUGGCGGCGCUGCAGCAGCAGGACGCCUCGUGACCACACGGCGACCGCGGCGCCGCGCAGAGCAGCGGCGGGAGACUCAACUAGGCGGCGCCUGCUGGUCAGGAGUCGCGGUCAGGGCGACUGACGGUAGCACGCAGCGCCCGGCCGGCGAGGCAUCAGCCUUGCUUCAUUGAGCCCUUCUCGGGACCUCUCGAUCCUAAUCGGAGUAAUAUCUCAAAGGCGCGCUGCCGCUGAACCAGCGACAGCGCCGCGCUGGUGUAGCGGGCCCUUCAAUCGUCGUGUUUCGUCCCGCGUGUUUAUCUUUGCAUCCCCACAUUCGCGUAGGACGGACCUAGUCCAAAUGUCGUUUGUUUUUUUUGUACGCCUACCUUAUGUUGUGAUAUAAUCAAUCCAGGAGCGGUUUCCCGUGGAUCCACAUCCUGCCAUCAGUAUUCGUGUCUGUGUGCCUGUGAAUGAAUGUGUUACUUUAUUACUGUGUGCGAGAAACUAAUUUUAUAUUUUUUAUUGCGUUUCGUGUGAAUAUGUGUCCUUUUAGUCAGUAAUAAUUAUUGUGUAGUACCAUACCAUGUGCAAAAUAAAAAUAUAACGAUUAAGUUUGA
Thrips palmi is the source of this 1573-nucleotide messenger RNA. RefSeq names its product peptidoglycan-recognition protein LB-like. Gene Ontology annotation, biological process: peptidoglycan catabolic process. The coding region runs from base 147 to 1007 and encodes 286 amino acids. NCBI's taxonomy places the organism in Eukaryota, Metazoa, Arthropoda, Insecta, Thysanoptera, Thripidae. The record is from RefSeq and is a predicted model, not a curated record. Gene Ontology annotation, molecular function: zinc ion binding; N-acetylmuramoyl-L-alanine amidase activity. The transcript has 4 exons.